Botrytis porri is the source of this 1836-nucleotide messenger RNA. RefSeq lists its product as uncharacterized. The transcript has 7 exons. Gene Ontology annotation, molecular function: ferric-chelate reductase activity. Gene Ontology annotation, cellular component: plasma membrane. Gene Ontology annotation, biological process: copper ion import; iron ion transport; intracellular iron ion homeostasis. NCBI's taxonomy places the organism in Eukaryota, Fungi, Ascomycota, Leotiomycetes, Helotiales, Sclerotiniaceae. Bases 1 to 1836 code for a protein of 611 amino acids. The record is from RefSeq and is a predicted model, not a curated record.
AUGGCUGCAUGGUUAUAUCAACCUGUUAUGUUCGAGUCUGACCGGGCCUUUGAUUGUGAAGGGUUCAAUUCCGACCAGUGCAAGUAUUACAAAGACCCAUGGCGCAAUUGGUAUGUAGCAGACUGGAAAUUCGCGCUGCCAACAGUAGCACUCUUUAUGUGCAUUAUCGGCAUUUUUAUAGUCGGUUAUGUCUUGACACAAGUGCUUGCUUUGUCCCACAGGCCUGAGCCUUUGAUAUGGCGAAGGGGCGUUGCAUUAAUUCGAUAUCUGUCAUAUCGAGGUUUUCGCAUUGAAGGUUUAAGGUGGAACUCUGCGCCUGUGGGGGUGCUAUUGUUGGGAGCCAUAGGAACCAUAUAUUUUCUCUGCAUGGAUUUGAUACCAUCUCCAUACUAUUGGCCAGGUACAGACACCGUUUGGGGCAACUCGCCGCCAUUAGGUACUAGAUCUGGCUGGCUAGCAUUGGCUUGUAUGCCCUUCGUCUUUGCGACUGCAACCAAGACGAAUUGGAUAACAAUGGUGACUGGAGUGCCAUAUGAGAAGCUCCAGGUCUUUCACCGGUGGAUUUCAUAUGCUUUCUUUACCCUGGCGUUGAUGCACACAUUUCCAUUUAUUGUUUGGCAUAUUCAUAAUGGCGAUAUGGUCAAACAGUUUACUGUGAGUAAUAUCUUCGAAUAUUGGACUGGCGUUGUUGCGCUUGUAUUUCAGGCAUGGCUCACAUUUGCAUCCUGUGGUCCCAUUCGAAAUCUUGGCGGUACGCUUACAUCAUGGGACUAUUUUGUCGCAACCGCAGCAGUCUACGUACCUUGUUGGACAUAUCCAUGGCUUAGAACCUUAUUCGAGUACGGCACACAUCAAAAAGCAGAAAUCUUCAUUGAAGACAAUGGAUUUACACGUAUCACCAUACCCGUCAACUUCACAUGGCAACCAGGACAACAUUGUUUUUUGCGGUUCCGCAGCUUCGGGAUUCAUGCUCUAAGCUCCCAUCCGUUUACCAUCUGCUCGUUCCCACCUAAAUCGCUUGAUAAACCGUCCGAGAUGACUUUCUAUAUUCGUCAUCAAGGAGGCUUUACAAAGAGACUGUAUUAUCAUGGAUUAAAGCGUCCAGGUAUACAGGUACCUGUGUUGGUUGAUGGUCCUUAUGGUGAUAUAGAUAAUCUAAAAUACUUGAGCAGCGAUCGUCUUGUUGUGGUUGCGGGUGGUUCAGGAGCUGGAUGGAUACUACCUUUUAUCGAGCAGUUUCUGCGAUUUCGCUCUUUAGAUGGAAAUCCCGAAUCUCUAGCUGAUGAAAUAAGAGAGGGUAGACAGACUUCUGAGAAGUCGUCACGUCAGCGAGAUUUUCGCAGUCCUCAAUCAUUAAGGGUCAUACUAUCCACACGAGAUAUAGCGACUCGCACAUGGUUCUAUAAAACCGUUAAUAAUAUGCUCUCGGAUUACCAGUCGCUAGGAACAAAUACAAGUAUCGAGGUACACAUAACUGGGCCUGCUGAGUCUACGAUACAAUCUCCCACCAAAUCUGCUUCCGAGCUCGAAAAGUCCGAUGAAACAUCAACAGAAAAAGAUAUCAUCGAUAAACAUACAAGAGCGAUUAGAAACUCCGACGCAAGUGCACCGCAACACGAAGUACGCGGCCGUCCAGAUCUCCCGCGUAUUAUCCGAGAAGAAGCCGAUGCAGCGGAGAUAACAAGAGAUAGAAUAGGGGUUUUUGUAUGCGGACCGCUGACUAUGCAACAUGAUGUUCGUAAUGCUGUUGCGGAGGAGGAGUUGAGGGUUGUGAAGAAUGGGAAAGUGGGUGGGGGUGAGAUUUAUUUGUAUUCUGAAUACUUUUCGUGGGCGUGA